Messenger RNA from Symbiodinium sp. CCMP2592, 1029 nucleotides. The record is from the annotation of a GenBank genome assembly. Lineage: Eukaryota; Dinophyceae; Suessiales; Symbiodiniaceae.
AUGAAGAAGUGGACGUGUCUCGUUUGUUCAUCUACUACGUGGGCCGCAAAGUGGGACCAGUCCAAAAAAGCCGAGGACAUGGAAAGUGCCUUCGCAGACACCGAUGAUGAAUUCUUUGAGUGGCUGGACCCCAGGACUCGCAGAGCCAUCGAAGAGUUGCGGAAGCCGGCUCGUGUCCCCACAGACAGCGGCAUGUCGAUCAGAGGUUGCAUUGAAGCCAUGGAGCUGAAGGGUGUGUGUUUGGCAUCUUCCUGGCCCUAUGAUAUUGGGAAAGUAAAUAGUAAACCCACGGAGGACUGUUUUAAACAGGCCUUGAGGUACAAAGUCGUGGAGAAAGAGCUGGUCCAGAAGGACACUAAUGUGAUGCGGAAGAAGCUCAGCGAAGGUCAUCCCAUCAUUUUCGGCCUGAAACUCUUUGAGCGCUUUUUGUCGCCCUCCCGGGGCGGCUUCAUUCCGACUCCCGAUGAAGGGGAGAAGGAGGCCGCCGAACACGGGAAGCAUGCGAUGCUCCUCGUCGGCUACAAUGACCGCAAGCAAGUCUUCAUUGUUCGAAACAGCUGGGGAAAAUCUUGGGGUGAGAAGGGCUACUGCUACUUAAAUUAUGACUAUGUGGCCAACCCCAAGUUCAACAUGGGACCUCUCUACAUCAUCAAAGCGCUUGGGGCCGAGGAAGCCGACCUUACUCCAGACCCAGAUGACGGCGAGGAUCCUGACUUGGAGGAUGACAGGGCGGAUCAGACGCUGGAGCUGGAAGAGGUCGAGGAGGAAGAGGCACCUGCAGAGGAGGAGGAGGAUGGCUUCGAUUUUUCCGCAGAGUUCACAGGCGAUAAACUUGUGCGGGACUUCUUCUUAGCGCACGACGGGAAGCUCAACCAGUGCGAGUUUGUACAUUGCCUCAAGAUCCACAGCAAGACCGAGGCUGGGAAGAACUUCUCUUGGUUUCCUGCUCAACUCUCCGUUUACAAAAGUGACCAGACCGUCUGGACCCCUGAGGAUUUCGAUGAAGUUGUAAAGAAAUGGUCAGAGUGA